UUCUGUUCUUUUCUGUUGAGCCCUUUUUCGUUUUUCCUUUUGGUUUUUUGCAGGCUUGGCUCUAGUCGAACUGUCGAAGUCCCUAUUGGCUAAUGAUUGUUUGAUUUAACCAUGAAUUUGUUAUGAAGAACAGCUGCUCAGCUGAAGGCAUUUCUUGUUCUUUAUCAGUUUUUUUUUCCACCUCAUUUGUUUUGGGCGGGCACGUGCUUUUCAAGAAUUUUUUGAACGAGAUACUAAUAAAUCAAUUGUUGGUUUUUCUCCUGAUCUGAAGGCAGCUAAGUUGUAUUUGUGAGCUCUGUGAUUCCAACCUUCGAGCAACGUUCUCAAAAAAUGGCCAAGGACUAUAGUGGUGGGUCCCCCAAGCCUCACCAGCUCAACACGAAGCGAAAUCGCCUAACGUACAUCCUCAUCGUGAGCGGCCUUUGUGUCCUCUUCUACGUGCUCGGCUCCUGGCAAGGCCGCUCCCCAAUCCCAACCACCCAAACCGACUUCUCCUCCAAAGUCAACUGCGAAAACGAGAGGGGCAAAACCGACAUUUCACAACCAUCUCCCGACCAGCUGGACUUCGAGAGCCACCACCAGCUGGCGGUCAACAGCUCCGAGUCAACCGAGCUCUUCCCGCCAUGCGAACUUAAGUACACCGAGUACACGCCAUGCGAAGACCAGCAGAGAGGCCGGAAGUUUGACCGGAAUAUGCUCAAGUACAGGGAAAGGCACUGCCCCACAAAAGACGAGCUGCUGAGGUGUCUUGUCCCAGCCCCACCGAACUACAAGAGCCCCUUUAAGUGGCCGCAAAGCAGAGACUAUGCGUGGUAUUCAAACAUACCUCACAAGGAGCUAAGUAUAGAAAAAGCCGUUCAGAACUGGAUUCAAGUCGAGGGGGAUCGGUUCAGAUUCCCGGGAGGUGGCACGAUGUUCCCACGUGGAGCGGACGCGUACAUUGACGAUAUUAGUGCUCUUAUUCCGCUUUCGGAUGGGAGUAUACGAACCGCGGUCGAUACUGGUUGUGGGGUUGCUAGUUGGGGUGCUUACCUACUGAAGAGGGAUAUAAUAGCAAUGUCAUUUGCACCGAGAGAUACGCACGAGGCGCAGGUUUGGUUUGCGCUCGAAAGAGGUGUCCCUGCAAUGAUUGGCAUUAUGGGUUCGCGUAGGCUUCCGUAUCCUGCUCGAGCCUUCGACAUGGCACAUUGCUCUCGAUGCCUCAUCCCUUGGUUCGACCAUGGUGGAUUGUAUCUUGCUGAAGUGGACAGGAUCUUGAGGCCUGGCGGGUACUGGAUACUCUCAGGCCCUCCAAUCCGCUGGGCGAAAUACUGGCAAGGUUGGGAGAGAACUAAAGAAGACUUGAAGCAGGAGCAAGAUUCUAUUGAAGACGUUGCUAAACGCCUCUGCUGGAAAAAAGUUGUGGAGAAAGGAGAUCUUGCCAUCUGGCAGAAACCCAUUAAUCACGUCGAGUGUCUCGACACCAAGAGUUCGUAUCCCGAGCCGCCCAUCUGCAAAUCAGACAAUGCCGAUGCAGCUUGGUACAAGGACCUGGAAAACUGCAUCACCCCACUGCCAGAAGUGAGUCGGGCCAGUGAGGUGGCAGGAGGCCCGCUCAACAAAUGGCCCGAACGAGCUUUUUCGGUCCCACCAAGAAUCAGCAAUGGCUUAGUCCCUGGAGUCACGGCCAAGCAAUUCCGUGAGGACAACGAGCUGUGGAAAGAGCGCGUCUCUUAUUACAAGAACCUCGUCAGCCAGCUGCCACGCGGGAUGUACCGCAACAUAAUGGACAUGAACUCCAACCUCGGAGGAUUUGCGGCGGCUGUCAUGAAGUACCCUGUCUGGGUCAUGAACGUGGUGCCAGCUGGCACGCCUCAAGAGACUUUGGGAGUCAUAUACGAGCGCGGUUUUAUAGGGACGUAUAUGGACUUGUGUGAGGCCUUCUCGACUUAUCCUCGAACAUACGACCUGAUCCAUGCUGGCGGGGUUUUCAGUCUGUACCAGGACAGGUGUGACAUCACGUACAUUCUGCUCGAGAUGGAUAGAAUCCUGCGGCCGGAGGGGACGGUGAUUUUCCGGGACGAGGUGGAAGUUUUGGUGAAGGUGAAGAGCAUUACAGAUGGAAUGAGAUGGGAGAGCAAGAUAGUUGAUCAUGAAAGUGGGCCAUUUAAUACAGAGAAAAUUCUUGUUGCCACAAAGACUUACUGGACUUCUGAAUCCAACCAGGGGCAGAAGUGACAUUUUUGACAUUUUUUUUUUCCUCUUCCUUUUUGGAGCUGCAUUUUAGUUAUAUGUGUUGGUCUUUUUGUUUCAUAAUUGCAGGAGAAGGGUUUCUGGCAAUUUGAUUAUUUUGUAGAAUGAUACAUGCAUUUCAAUUUUGUUUUGGUAAUAGCUCUGUGUUAUAUGUAUAGUACACUUUUUGUGUGCAAAUAACCAAGUGAUAUGUUAUUUCCUCUCUUUUCACAGGCAUUUUACAGUUCAUGCUCAUAUGUUAGUAUGUAUUAUAUGUAUGUUCACAGUGUGUGAGUCAGCCUAAUUGUUAGGCGAGUCGACCCAUCAUACUAUAUGAAUAAAAA
Striga asiatica is the source of this 2555-nucleotide messenger RNA. Lineage: Eukaryota; Viridiplantae; Streptophyta; Magnoliopsida; Lamiales; Orobanchaceae. The record is from the annotation of a GenBank genome assembly.